Triticum turgidum subsp. durum (durum wheat) is the source of this 1428-nucleotide messenger RNA. The record is from the annotation of a GenBank genome assembly. Lineage: Eukaryota; Viridiplantae; Streptophyta; Magnoliopsida; Poales; Poaceae.
AUGCCGCAGCGGCACUCGAAGAACAACAACGACCUCGCCUUCUUCACCUACGAGGAGAAGCGGAAGCUCGGGUACGGCACCCAGCGGGAGCGGCUCGGCAAGGACUCCAUCAAGCCCUUCGACGCCUGCUGCCUCUGCCUCAAGCCGCUCAUCGACCCGCUCGCCUGCCCCAAGGGCCACACCUUCUGCAAGGAGUGCAUCCUCGAGUGCCUCCUCGCGCAGAAGAAGGACAUCAAGCGCAAGCUUAUAGCUCAUGAUUCCCAGAAAAAGCAAGAGAAGGAAGAGGAGGAGGAGAAGCUGGUGCUGCAAAAAUCCAAGGAGUUGGAUGCUUUUGAUCAGCAGAAUCAUGGAGCAGUCCCCCAGUACUAUGAUCGCAGCGGUUCCCAAGACAAGAAUGGUUUUCAUGGAGCCAACAGUGUGAAGACUACCUCCUUUGAAGAGGAAGCCCUACGCACCAUGAAGGCGUUUUGGCUUCCGUCAGCUACACCCGAAGCCACUGUCAAGGUAGAUGCUCCUUCUACUGACACAAUCUGUCCCGAGGGGCAGGAGAAGCUCAAGCUGAAAUCACUCUUCCCUAUUUCUUUCACCGAGGAGAACGCUCGUCAGAAGAGCAGUAAGUCAGUGGAGAAAAGCUACAUCUGCCCCAGCUGCAAGUCCAAUCUCACAAACACAAUGUCCCUGGUGGCGAUCAGCACCUGUGGCCAUGUCUUCUGCAAGAAGUGCUCGGACAAGUUCAUAGCAACAGAUAAGAACUUAGGGCCUCUUUGGAACUUCUGGAAGGAUAAAAAAAAUCUGCAAUCCAAAGAGUCCCUAGUGGUUGGCACAGGAAAAAUUGUUGAUAGAAUCUCCCUUCCUGACCUUACUAUAGAGGUCACAAAAAGGAGAUUGGCACUGCUUGGUGCUGGGGCAUUAUCCACUGUCCUGUUAAACAGCAGCUCUGCAGAUGCUGAAGAAGUACCAAAGAAUUACCGCUCUUACGUCGAUGCAAACGACGGAUAUUCGUACCUCUACCCAGCUGAUUGGAGGGAUUUCGACUUCUUGGGCCAUGAUUCAGCGUUCAAGGACCGUAAUGUGCAGCUGCAGUCUGUCCGUGUGGCCUUCAUUCCUACUCAGAAAACAGACAUUCGUGACCUAGGCCCAAUGGAUGAGGCGAUCUUCAAUUUGGUAACCGAAGUGUACGCUGCUCCGAACCAGAUACCAACGAUCUAUGAAAUGCAAGAGCGUACGGUGGAUGGCAGGAACUACUGGACGUUUGAGUACGAUCUGGAGGCGCCGGGCUACGGCGUGUCGGCGUUUGCGACGGUCGCCAUCGGGAACGGGAGGUACUACACGCUGAUCGUGACGGCUAACGAGCGCCGGUGGAGCAGGCUGCGCAACAGGCUCAAAGUCGUCGCCGACUCCUUCAAGAUCUACGACUUGAACGCCUGA